UACAACUGAAAGUUCAGAAAAGUGCGCUGCUCUGCUGUCAGCUAAGAGCUUUCAAACCACAACACUCACAUAUUUCACUUUAAAUUAAACAAACUUCGACAGAAGCAUGAAAGAGGACAAAGAAAACACUUGUCCCAGAGAAAAGAGAGUGGAAAUUAAAUGUGAAGACAAUGAAAAAUCGGAGAGACCAAAUAAAGAGAAGAAGGAGGCCAUGACAAAGAUUGUCAUCCGACGGCUCCCUCCAAGUCUGACUAAAGAAGAGUUGGAAGAGCAGUUACAACCUCUACCAGAUGUGGAUUAUCUUGAGUUUUUCUCUAGUGACACCAGCCUCUAUCCUCACCUCUUUGCAAGAGCAUAUCUUAAUUUCAAGAACCAGGAUGACAUUGUACUAUUCAGAGACCGUUUUGAUGGAUAUGUCUUCAUUGAUAAUCGAGGACAAGAGUAUCCUGCAGUUGUUGAGUUUGCACCUUUCCAAAAGAUUGCUAAGAAGAAAAGUAAGAAAAAGGAUGCCAAAAUUGGAACAAUUGAUGAAGAUGCUGAUUAUAAAAGAUUUUUGGAGCUUUACAAUGGUGACGACGAGAAAUUGUCUUCUACGCCUGAGACAUUGUUAGAAGAAAUAGAGGCUAAAUCAAAGGAACUGUUUGCCAAGAAAACAACUCCUCUCUUGGAUUUCCUUAAAAACAAACAGAGAAUAAGAGAGGAAAAGAAAGAGGAAAGAAGAAGGAGAGAGCUGGAGCGCAAACGCCUGCGCGAUGAAGAACGGCGUAAGUGGAGAGAAGAGGACAGAAGAAAACGCAAAGAAGCCGAGAAGUUAAAAAAAGCUGAAAAGGCACCUGACAAAGACAGGGACCAACCUAAAGAGGAUCAGCCAAAAAUUAAGCUCUUGAAGAAGCCAGAAAAAACAGAGAAUUGUGAUACUGAAAAGCCAAAAGAAAAGCCUAAAAAACAAGACCGAGACAAACUAAAGGAUGAUAGAGUUUCAGCAGGAGAUACAAGGAAACGUCAAAAUGGAGAACACAAAGAGGAUAAGACAAAAAGAUUCGAAGAGGAUGGACAGAAGGACCACAGGGAGCGGGAUGCCGACAGAGAGAGAGACCGCGAACGUGAAAGAGAGCGGGAAAGACGUCAGAAAGAGAAGGAGCGCCUCAGGAGGCAGGAUGAAGAGCGCCGGAGGAGGAGGGAGCGACAAGAUGGGGAAAACACAUACAAAAGAAGAGAAGAUGAGGGGAAAAGAGAAAAGGAAUAUGUUUGGGAAAAGAAAAAGAAUGAGAAUACAGCUGUGUCUUCUGGCCACGCUCAGGCUGACAGAUUUGAAAAGCCCUCUAAGGAUGGUAAAAAGGAAGAUAGUGUGAGAAAGGAUCGUUUGAGAAACAAGGAUCGCCCUGCCAUUCAGCUGUACCAGCCAGGAGCAAGAAACCGCAACAGAGGAGCAGGAGCAAGGGAUAGUCAGGAAGGGGAGAAAAAAGCUGAGAAAGAUGUCAAAAAUACACAGGAGAAAGGGGAGGAGUGAAGAAAGACCACCGUGUUAGAACAACACAGUGAUGGAGAAGGAAUUCUGCCCAAAUUUAGGCAAAUUUGCACCUCUUACGAGUGCUGCCAAAGCUGGAGGUUCCUGUUCCUCUCAGGCUCUUUCUCAGAGAUGCAGAAGCAAAAUUCUUGUCACCUUACAGUGCCUAAAAAAGUCCCUUUAAUUUCUGUUAGUUAGAAAUGCAAGGGAAUGCUUACAGUGGGAGCUUUGCAUGAAAGUGGACCCUGAGCACUCAAAGUGGCCUUACUCCUGGUACACAGCCAAAAAUAGAAAAAAUAGAAUUCACAGCGGGUUACUGAUCAGUUUACCACAUCUUGUUUGUUAUAGCCCAGAUUUAGUUCGGGUACUUUAAAGACCAUUUUCUUUACUUUAUAACAGGGCCUUUAUUAUUGCACAAAGCAUUAGAGGUGGUAUGAUGCCAUUCUUCAUUUUACACCUUUGUUUAAAAAUCUUUUGAAAUUUAGUAAAUGGCCUUCCCUACUUUGCCAAUAAAGUUUUUCCCACAACAGAAUCAA
Trichomycterus rosablanca is the source of this 2043-nucleotide messenger RNA. RefSeq names its product UPF3B regulator of nonsense mediated mRNA decay (gene upf3b). The record is from RefSeq and is a predicted model, not a curated record. Gene Ontology annotation, biological process: nuclear-transcribed mRNA catabolic process, nonsense-mediated decay; positive regulation of translation. Gene Ontology annotation, molecular function: mRNA binding. Gene Ontology annotation, cellular component: cytoplasm; nucleolus. The transcript is spliced from 10 exons. Lineage: Eukaryota; Metazoa; Chordata; Actinopteri; Siluriformes; Trichomycteridae. The coding region runs from base 107 to 1510 and encodes 467 amino acids.